Molecule: messenger RNA, 589 nt
Organism: Paramecium pentaurelia
Lineage: Eukaryota; Ciliophora; Oligohymenophorea; Peniculida; Parameciidae
Source: the annotation of a GenBank genome assembly
AUGAAAUUCAGCUCCAAAUUAAGAAAGAAAGAGGUAAUGGAAUAACAAACCUGCCAAAAGAAGAUUCUAAUCUUUAAGAAUCACCAAUGUUCAGCCUUGCUUGGGGAAAGCAGAAAUUUAAUAUAAAAUGGAUGAAGUCUUUCAAUACCAACCCUCCCUAAUACAGCCAUAGCUNUAGGUUCAUGUUUAAGAAAGUUAAAUCAAUAUGAAGAUGCAAUCAAUUGGUUGGAAAAAGUAUUAGCUAUUGAACCUAAGCAUGUUAAUUCCUUAAGUGAGAAAGGUAACUGAAUAAUAAAUAUAUUAAUAGGUUAAUGCUUAAGAUUGCUGAAAAAAUAUAAUGAAUCUUUAGAAUUACUUGAUUAAGCACUGUCCAUCAAUUCGCAACAUACGUUUUCCCUUAAUCGCAAAGGUAUCAUAACAUUGUAUUUGUUUUAGGAGAUUGUUUAAGAGAUUUAUAACAAUAUAAAGAAGCUCUAAUUUAUUAUGAGAAAUCAUUAAAGAUUGAGCCAAAUAAUCAAUAUACAAUAAUCUAAAAAUGUAUGCUUUAUUUAUUAAAUUAGAAUUUUGCUAAAAGAGAUAGAAUAAAUGA